This is a messenger RNA of Rhinichthys klamathensis goyatoka, 3158 nucleotides long. It is a transcript of the gene efr3bb, whose product is annotated as EFR3 homolog Bb (S. cerevisiae). Gene Ontology annotation, cellular component: plasma membrane. Gene Ontology annotation, biological process: protein localization to plasma membrane. Bases 278 to 2728 code for a protein of 816 amino acids. The record is from RefSeq and is a predicted model, not a curated record. Lineage: Eukaryota; Metazoa; Chordata; Actinopteri; Cypriniformes; Leuciscidae. The transcript has 24 exons.
UGUGGAACCACCGUCAUUACAUGAGAGGCAGUGAAUUCGAGUCACUUAUAUUUAUUUUGGCACGUUGACGGAUCAUGAGAGGAGCUUUCUACCAGACUAUGCAACUGAAAACAACGGCGGUAGGCCUCACACCAUCCUGGGGCUUUCCUACUGAGAGUGAACGGAAAGUAGCGUCCGCUUGCUUGGCGUGAAGUCCGGCUUUGGACCGCUGGACGCCGGUGCGUCGCAGUAACUGGUGGAGUGCAAGAGCGACAUCUGGCGUUACCUGAAAGCAAUCAUGACCGGGGUGUGUGGUUGUUGUGGGGCACUGAGGCCACGCUACAAGAGACUGGUGGACAACAUCUUCCCCGAAGACCCAGAGGAUGGGUUGGUAAAGGCUAACAUGGAGAAGCUGACUUUUUACGCCCUAUCAGCUCCUGAGAAGUUGGAUCGGAUCGGGGCGUACCUGUCUGAGAGACUGUCCCGUGAUGUAGCUAGACACCGUUAUGGGUACGUGUGUAUUGCGAUGGAAGCCCUCGACCAGCUGCUAAUGGCCUGCCACUGUCAGAGUAUCAACCUGUUUGUGGAGAGUUUCCUGAAGAUGGUGCGAAAACUCCUGGAGGCUGACAAGCCCAACCUGCAAAUCCUGGGAACAAAUUCAUUUGUGAAGUUUGCUAACAUCGAGGAGGACACUCCCUCAUAUCAUCGCAGUUAUGAUUUCUUCGUGUCGCGGUUUAGCGAGAUGUGCCAUUCCAGCUUUGAGGACCCUGACAUCCGCACCAAAAUCCGAAUGGCUGGCAUUAAAGGUCUGCAGGGAGUAGUGAGGAAGACCGUGAACGAUGAGUUGCAGGCGAACAUCUGGGACCCUCAGCACAUGGACAAGAUCGUCCCCUCGCUGCUCUUCAAUCUGCAGUCUGGUGAAGGCACAGAGAGUCGCUCUCCCUCUCCGCUGCAGGCCAGUGAGAAGGAGAAAGAAAGCCCAGCUGAGCUGACGGAGCGCUGCUUUCGGGAACUGCUGGGCCGUGCCGCCUAUGGCAACAUCAAGAACGCAGUCACCCCUGUGCUUAUGCAUCUUGAUAAUCACUCUCUGUGGGAAGGCAAAACAUUUGCAGUGCGCUGCUUUAAGAUCAUCAUGUACUCCAUUCAGUCUCAGCAUUCUCAUCUGGUCAUCCAGCAGCUCUUGGGCCAUUUAGAUGCCAACAGUAAGAGCUCAGCCACAGUGCGUGCUGGGAUAGUGGAGGUCCUUCUGGAGGCGGCUGCCAUCGCUUCCAGUGGCUCUGUUGGCCCCACGGUGCUGGAGGUGUUCAACACGCUGCUCCGGCAUCUGAGGCUCAGUGUGGACUAUGAACUCACAGGAUCCUAUGACUGCACCAACAUAGGCACCAAGAUCAUCAAGGAGCACGAGGAGAGACAGCUACAGGAAGCCGUCAUCAGGACUAUCGGCUCAUUUGCAAACACGUUACCCACGUAUCAGUGCUCGGAAGUGAUGCUGUUCAUCAUGGGAAAGAUCCCUAUUCCAGGCAUGCAUUUCACACUGCCCUCUACAGGCUCAGGGCCUGAAGGAAACCGAAUGAUCCAAGUCAUGCUGUUGAAGUCCUUGAGACAGGUCACAUGUGGUUUUCAGACGACUAACAUGCUGACAGCUCUGCCCAACUCCUUUCUGGACCCAUUGCUGUCAUUUGCUCUGCUAGAGGAUGCAGAAAUUCGGCUGCUGGUUCUGGAAAUUCUGGUCAGCCUCAUCGAUCGCCACGAUAACCUCCCCAAGUUCUCCACCAUCAGUAUCAUCUCUGAUAUCUCUGUGCUUAAGCUCAAAGUGGACAAGUGCUCACGUCAAGACAACCUCUUCAUGAAGAAGCAUGCGCAGCAUCUGUACAGACACAUUUACCUGUGCAGUAAGGAACAGAGCAGCGUGCAGCCUCACUUUGAGAAGCUCUACUCACUCCUGGCCCUCAUCAGCAUGGAGCUGGCCAACGAAGAGGUGGUGGUGGACCUUAUCCGCGUGGCGCUCGCUCUACAGGACUUGGCACUGAGCGGUGAGGAGGCGUUACCGGUGUAUAACCGCUGUGCUGUUCAUGCCCUGUCCUCUGCUUACCUCAAUCUCAUCAGUCAGCUCACCACCGUUCCAGCGUUCUGCCAACACGUUCAUGAGGUGAUUGGAAUGAGACAAAAAGAAAUUCCUCACCUGUUACCUGAGGAUGUCUUCGUUGAAAACCCAACGAUUCCUAAGACACUGGAGAAGCUGGAAGGAGAGGUGUUGUUCCAACAGGCCAAGAUCACUGAGGUUCUUGGAGGAAGUGGCUACAACACUGAACGACUAGCUACACCUUACGUCCCUCAGUUUACAGAUGAAGACCGGCUGUCAAAGAGAAAGAGUGUUGGAGAAACAAUAUCUCUCCAGGUGGAGGAAGAGUCCAGAAACAGUCCGGAGAAAGAGGAGAGAACACCAGCUGAAGAAAUCACUUUUGAAACACUGAAAAACGCCAUCGUGGACAGUGUAGGCGUGGAGGAACAGGAGAAGGAACGCAGGAGACAGGUGGUUGAGAAGUUCCAGAAGGCCCCCUUUGAGGAAAUAGCUGCCCACUGUGGUGCCAGAGCUUCAAUGCUGCAGAGCAAACUUAAUCAAAUCUUUGAAAUCACGAUCAGGCCUCCUCCCAGUCCAUCUGGAACCAUCACAUCAAGUUACGGCCAAACCCAGAGUCGCUCAGUUCCCGUUUAUGAGAUGAAGUUCCCGGACUUGUGCGUUUACUAGUGCAGCUCAACUCAGGAUUCAGGAACCUUCAGUAGCAGCCAGAGGUGCAGAGAGCUGGAGGGUUUUAACUAUUCAAUGAUAUUUUGAUGUUAUAAUGCAGGAGAACUAAGAGGUCAUCCCUCCUCUAUCCUAUAAACCUCAUUGCUGGAUUGUCCCAUUCCCCGACCUAUGCUGUUACUGUAGAGUGUACACAGUAACUGUUGGAAGAAUUUUGGACAUUUGGGUUCAGUUACACUGAAGUUUUCCCGAUGUAAAAAAUAUUUCCCACAUAUUCUUAGUUAUUCUGCUCCUCCAUAAUAAAAUCAGCUCACAUAUAUGUAUUUGGGCAAGUAUUGAAGCAAAAUUCCAACUCAACUGGGGCACAAAACCUAUUAAGAACAUGUCCGAGUAAUAUUUCACCCCAAAAUAAAUAAGUAAAUUAUAUUUUGAA